Molecule: messenger RNA, 1179 nt
Organism: Vigna radiata var. radiata (mung bean)
Lineage: Eukaryota; Viridiplantae; Streptophyta; Magnoliopsida; Fabales; Fabaceae
Exons: 2
Coding region: 1-1179 (392 amino acids)
Source: RefSeq, a predicted model, not a curated record
AUGGCCGUAUACUCAUCUGAUGAGCUGGUAUGGUGUCGGGUGUUCUCUCUUUCCCUCAAAGAGGAGGCGUUAGAUUGGUUUCAUUCUUUACAACCGGGCACGAUCGGUAACUUUGCUGAACUUAGGCAAUUGUUUACUCAACAAUAUGCUACAAACAAAACGCCCGGGGUGACAUAUACAACAUUAGUCAGGAUGAGACAAGGGCGUGACGAGUCCCUUAAGUUAUUUAUGGAUAGAUUCAAUCGUACUGCCCGACAGGUGCGAAACGCAGACCAAAGAUUGAUUGUGAGUGCAUUGACAACAACCUUAAGGCCUGGACCAUUUUGUGACUAUUUGCAUGCUGAGGAACCUCAAAGCAUGGACGAGUUACAGAAUAGACUCGCCAGUUUCAUCCGAAUAGAAGAAGGAAGAGCACACCAACGAGGGAGAGAGGAGGGCGAGUCAACGGCUCGUACGGUGCGAGGAGGGGCCGAACAUCCGUUCGGCAGAAAAGACAGAGCAGUAGGUCCCAGAGGCAGGGAUCAAAACAGGAUGCAGAGAUACGUACACCACACUCCACUGAAUGCGCCUCGAGCGAGAGUGUUGGAGGAGGCAUUAAGGGCGGACCUAAUGGCCGUGGUGCAAAUACCUACACCGGCAGGAGCUGACGAAAGCAGAGCCAGACUAUCAUCAGCACGACGAGACCCGCAGGUGAGGAAUCAGCAAAGAGCUGAUCGAAGCAGGAGCAGGAGUGCCGAGCGGGUAGUCAGGGGAGUAAUCAACACGAUUUUGGGAGGAUUUGCGGGGGGUGGUUCGACAUCAGCAGCCAGAAAGAGACAUCUUAGAAAUUUACGCAGCGUCGGCCGAACGGGCACCUCAGGGAGAUCUAUGCCCACUAUUACAUUCUCAGAUGAAGACUUUCACGCGCCUGAUUUAGAGCAGAACGAUCCAAUGGUCAUAACGGCCAUGAUUGCUAGGUACCAGGUUAGCAAAGUUUUAGUAGAUCAAGGAAGUUCGGCUAACAUCCUCUACUGGAAAACGUUCACACAAAUGGAAAUAUCAGAGGAUGCCAUUAUGCCUUUCAAUGAACAAAUUGUGGGGUUUGCGGGAGAAAUGGUGGACACGAAGGGGUAUGUCGACUUGAGGACCAGUCUGGGGACGGACAGAGGUGCCAAAGAAAUGAAGGUGGAUUCUUGUUAG